AUGAAUGACAGGUACCACAAGGCGGCCCGGGAUGGCUACCUGGACCUGCUCAAAGAAGCCACAAGGAAGGAACUCAACGCGCCGGACGAAGAUGGCAUGACACCGACGCUAUGGGCUGCCUACCAUGGGAACCUGGAGGCCCUCAGGCUGAUUGUGGCGAGGGGUGGAAACCCAGACAAGUGUGACAUAUGGGGGAACACGCCCCUCCACCUCGCUGCCGCCAAUGGCCAUCUGAACUGUCUGUUCUUCCUGGUUUCUUUCGGGGCCAACAUCUGGUGCCUGGACAAUGAUUACCACACGCCACUGGACAUGGCAGCUACAAAGAAUCACAUGGACUGUGUCAGAUACCUGGAUUCCAUAGCGGCUAAGCAGACCAGCCUCAACCCCAAGCUGGUCAGCAAACUGAAAGAUCGGGCUUUUCGAGAGGCAGAGCGACGGAUUAAGGAGUGUAUGAAGAUGCAGAAGAAACACCAGAGGAGAAUGGAGAAGAAGUUUCACAAAGAUUCUUCUGAGGCGUCCGCUUCAGAUGCCAUGAGUUUCUCAAGUUAUACAGGCAGCUCCGUCAGCCACAAACUGCGAAACUUCAACCCAGGAACUGUCAGCGUGCCAUACUCUCAGGCUACACUCCAUGCCACUAAUCGAGGCAAGGCAAAGAUCCAGAAAAAGUUGGACAGGAGAAAACAAGGAGAUGGGACCUUCAAGAUUUACGAGGAUGGACGGAAGAGUGUUCGCUCACUAUCCGGCCUUCAGCUGGGCAACGACGUGAUGUUUGUCAAACAGGGGACCUACGUGACCGCCAAAGAGCGCGGGCGCCGUAACGUUCGCGACAUGUUCCCCAGAGAGAACGACGACGCAAUCUCACGUGCCAUGAGCGAGCCGGACCUCCAUGGACCGGAUGUGGACUACUCUGAGAUCAGCACUGAUUCAGGGCACGACUCCCUCUUUAACAGACCAGGACUGGGCACCAUGGUCUUCAGAAGGAACUAUGUAAGUGGGGGGAUGUUCGAGCUCGGACGGAGGGACGAUAUGAGCGUGUCGCAGUCUGAUAAUACUGUUCGGCUGCGUAGUACACUGCAGCCUUACACCAGCAUGGAUGAAGACAGUAUAGGUAGCGCCCGGAGCCUGCAGGAGAGGAACAUUGACGAGGUGCCUUGGGAUGAGGUAGAACUAGGCCUGGACGAUGACGACGAAGCUGACUCCAGUCCUUUAGAAGUGUUUUUGGCCACACAGAGCAUGAGUGAGUUCUUCUCUAUCUUCAAACGGGAGAAGAUUGACCUUGAAGCCCUGCUGCUGUGCUCAGACAAUGACCUGAAGAGUAUUCACAUUCCCCUAGGUCCUCGGAAAAAGAUUUUAGACGCCUGUAAAAGACGACUAGAGACAAUAGAAGAUCCAGAGACUAUAGAGGAUACUGAACUGUAA
Knipowitschia caucasica is the source of this 1419-nucleotide messenger RNA. Lineage: Eukaryota; Metazoa; Chordata; Actinopteri; Gobiiformes; Gobiidae. The record is from the annotation of a GenBank genome assembly.